Vitis riparia (riverbank grape) is the source of this 1482-nucleotide messenger RNA. RefSeq names its product chaperone protein DnaJ. The record is from RefSeq and is a predicted model, not a curated record. Gene Ontology annotation, molecular function: protein-folding chaperone binding. The transcript has 3 exons. Bases 62 to 1309 code for a protein of 415 amino acids. Gene Ontology annotation, cellular component: cytosol. Lineage: Eukaryota; Viridiplantae; Streptophyta; Magnoliopsida; Vitales; Vitaceae.
UCCAUCUGUCUCCCUGUAGCUCUUCCCCUUCUUCUUCUCCUGCUUCGCAGCCAUCUCUCGCAUGGGAGAUCCUCCACGUUCACCAACCCCAGAUUUUUACAGCAUUCUCGGGAUCUCAAGAGGGGCUUCCAUACUGGAUGUCUGCAAAGCAUACAAAUCCCUCGCCAAGAAAUGGCACCCUGAUAAGAAUCCGUCGAAUAAACCCGAGGCUCAGGCCAAGUUUCAAGCCAUUAAUGAAGCCUAUAAGGCCCUCAACAAGGAGGAAGAAAAGACUACAAUGGGAGCUGAUGAUUCAACCACGCCUAAAGGGUCCUACUUCCACCUGAGCAUGGACGAUGGCUUCUUCCAGCUCCCUUCUUUUCUGUCAAAGAGUUCAAGUAGGCGAAGCCAUACUCCACCGCGUGCCCAAACCCCUACAAGGUUCGGAGUCUCCUUGUCCAAAAGUGCUAGUCGGAGAAACUCCAUCCCCACCGAUUUUCCAAUCUCACCGUCAACAACCACACCCACUUGGACUAGCAGCAGCCCUGCAGACUUCCCCUCCUCCCCAUCAGACGGUACGCCCAACAGGAGGAGCACCACCCCCACCUCCCUAUCCAAAAGUGCUAGCAGGCAGAGCACCACCCCUAACUCUCUAUCAAAAAGUGCUAGUCGGCGGAGCAACAGCGCUGGUACCUCAACAGAUUUUGCGGCCUCUCUGUCGAAAAGUACAAGCAGGAGGAGCACCACGCCUAUCAUCUAUUCCCAGUCGACAGUUCGGAGGAAACCACAGCCCAUUGAGAAGAAGCUUGAGUGCACACUGGAGGAGCUGUGCCAUGGAUGCAACAAGAAGAUCAAGAUCACAAGAGAUGUCAUCUCCGACAUCGGGCUAAUAGUUCAAGAAGAGGAGAUACUACGGAUACAAAUAAAACCAGGAUGGAGGCAAGGAACAAAGGUUAAAUUUGAUGGAAGAGGCGAUGAGAGACCAGGUACUCUCCCAGCUGAUAUAAUCUUCUUGAUAGAUGAGAAGAGACAUCCCAUCUUCAAGAGGGUAGGCGACAAUUUGGAGAUAGGAGUUGAGAUCCCUUUGGUGAAGGCUAUUACUGGUUGUCCACUUUCAGUUCCUCUAUUAGGAGGUGAAAAGAUGAGCUUGUUCAUUGAUGAUAUCAUAUACCAUGGAUAUGAGAAGAUUAUUCCAGGCCAAGGUAUGCCCAUGGCCAAACAAGAAGGAAGGAGAGGAGAUCUGAAAAUCAAAUUUCUUGUCAGUUUCCCAACAGAAUUGAGUGAUCAACAACGGUCUGAUGUUUAUAGAAUUCUGCAGGAUUCUUCUUGAUCUUCAAAAUAUGUUGAUGUUCAUGUUUCUUGGUUUUUGCUGACACCCUCUUCUAUGGAUGAAUACAGUUAACAUUUUGUCACAAGACCUCAAAAUCAUGCAUUUUUCAUAGCAUUUUAUACAUUGCUUUGAUGUAGAAGCAUUUGAGUUUUUAUCAACAAAGAACAUAAAUG